This is a messenger RNA of Peniophora sp. CBMAI 1063, 480 nucleotides long. NCBI's taxonomy places the organism in Eukaryota, Fungi, Basidiomycota, Agaricomycetes, Russulales, Peniophoraceae. The record is from the annotation of a GenBank genome assembly.
AUGCCUCCCCAUGAAGUCGAUCUAUGGGCGCGCGACUUAUUCUACCUCCAUGUGCCGACGUUCAAGCAUACUCAAAAGUGGUGUUGCGAGUUCUGCAACGUGCCAGCCAGGAUGUCGGAGACACAGAUAAUGUCUUGGGUCAACGCAAACCCCCCAAAAAUGAAUAUAUAUAUCCACUCGCUCUGCAAUCCGUCGGAAGGCCCCUGCGCAGAUACCUUACGCCGGGCGACUGAGGUCAUGGCGCGCAUGGGUGGACAUCAGCCUCCGCCUCGCAGCUCUAUCAAAGAGAAUCCAGAGGAGUGGCCACUCAUGGGUUCGUGCGCUGGGUGUGAGGCAGAUGAGACGGCGCGACAUACGACUAGGGCCUGCAGUGCAUGUCAGCUCACGCGAUAUUGCAGCGAGCAGUGCCAGAAGAAGCAUUGGAACGAACACAAGGCGAUUUGCAAGCUUAAGCCGCAAGUCAAAUGGUACUGGGAUUAA